Molecule: messenger RNA, 1287 nt
Organism: Cryptomeria japonica (Japanese cedar)
Lineage: Eukaryota; Viridiplantae; Streptophyta; Pinopsida; Cupressales; Cupressaceae
Product: probable carboxylesterase 17
Exons: 1
Coding region: 113-1132 (339 amino acids)
Molecular function (GO): hydrolase activity
Source: RefSeq, a predicted model, not a curated record
UCAUAUCAUUUUCUUCUUGUCUAGAGUAAAAUUUGCAAACAUCUUAACGAAACAAGUCAGUGACAAGUUUCUUGUACAAAAAUAAGGGAGCGAGAGAGAGAGAGAAGUGAAUAUGGACACACGUAGUGAUCUUGACUCAGCGAGAAGCAGAGGAAGAUCAGUAGUGGAAGAGGAAUUGGAGGGGUUUUUAAGAGUUUACAAAGACGGCUCCGUUGAGAGAUUCUCCUACGUUGUAUCUGAUGUGCCCGCAUCGGAGGCGCCACAAGAGCCCGUGGCAUCCAAAGAUGUUGUCAUGGACUCGCGUACAGGCGUGUGGGCGCGCUUCUACCUUCCCAGAAAAGCAGUUUCCCGAGGAAGCUGCAGACUGCCUCUUAUCAUUUACUUUCACGGCGGAGGCUUUGUGCUGGGCUCGCCGGCAUGGUCUAUUUACCACGUGUUCAUCUGUAGAUUGGCUUCUGAAACAAAUUGUAUGGUGAUGUCGGUAGGCUACAGGCUGGCACCCGAGCAUCGUCUUCCAGUGGCCUAUGACGAUUGUUUGAGUGCCGUUGAGUGGCUCCGCCAGCAGACGAGGCAAAAACUAUUGCACUUUCACAGUUCAUGGUUAUCAUCCUAUGUCGACUUCUCUCGCUGCUUUUUAGCCGGUGAUAGUGCGGGAGGUAACAUAGCUCAUCACCUUGCAUUCCGGUGUGCACGGGCUGAUAUGAAGCCUCUUCAGAUGAGAGGAGUCAUUCUUCUUCAGCCCUUCUUCGGCGGAGAAAGUCCAUGCAAAUGGGAAUUGGAGAAGGCGGAAUCGGACCCAAAUCUGUCACAGCGAUGGAUGGACGUGUUUUGGAAAUUGUCGUUGCCCGUGGGAGCGAAGAAAGACCAUCCUGCCUGUAAUCCGCUGUCGAAGCCACUGCGCAACGUGAGGUUACCACCACUUCUCGUGUGCAUCUCUGAAAAUGACGUGCUGAAGCAGAGGAACAUGGAGUACUGCCAAGUCAUGAAUAAUGGACACCAAAAUGUGAGUCAUGUUAUAUUCAAGGAUGUGGGUCACGCCUUCCAAGUUCUCAAUCCCGACUCUCAAAGGAUCCCCGAGCUAUUGACCGUUUUAAACAGCUUCAUUAAAACCAAUCGGAGUUCAUCUCUGUAAUCUGCAGCUGCCUCGACGAUUUAAAUAGUGUGCCCUUGCUAGGAUUGUUUCGUGUUUGCAAAUUUUCAUAGUGCUUUAGAGUACCGAAUUAUGCAGUUUAGUUGUCUGUCUUGGAAGGAGGAGAUUGAUUUUUAAUGUUCAGAAGUAAAAUAUAG